AUGAAUCACAGCAUAAAGAGACCUAUGAGCCAAAAAAAGACGAUAAUUUCUUUGGCUAAGAAUGGCGUUGGAGCAUUUGUCUUUCCAUGUCGAAAAAUUGAGUUCACAUAUUGUGAACGUAGUGGAAGUAGUCGUGGAAUGAUUGGAUAUUUAAAGACUCGUUUGAUUCCAUUCGCCAGGAAAAAUCCACAGAUUGAGAUUGUGGUAACACCUAGACCUUCAAAACACCCAUUCGUUCGCGGAUUAUACUUAAAUGGUAGAGAAAAAGGAAUAAGUGUAAGGAAUAAGACCCCCGAAGAAAUCGUGGAAACAGUGAAUCUUAUACGUGAUAAUACGGGAUUCAAGAACAAUAAAAGGUUCAAGAAACCAGUAAUAUCUACUACUCCAAGCGUUAGAGGAAUAUGGAGUCCUUUUAACACCCAACCUCAUAAAAUCUAG
This is a messenger RNA of Dentiscutata heterogama, 438 nucleotides long. NCBI's taxonomy places the organism in Eukaryota, Fungi, Glomeromycota, Glomeromycetes, Diversisporales, Gigasporaceae. The record is from the annotation of a GenBank genome assembly.